AUAGAGAAUCUACGGAAAAAAUUAUGGUAGCGGAGAAGAGUUUUCAAGACGUCUUGUUUGGGAAAGAGCUGUCACAGAUAUCAUAAAACACAACCUUCAAGCUGAUUUGGGUAUUCAUUCUUACAGAAAAGGCAUUAAUGAAUACGCAGACAUGAGUCACGAAGAAUUUGUAAGGCAGUUUAACGGAUUUAAAAGCAGCGGUCUCCGAAGUGGAGAAGGAAGUGCCUGGGUAGAACCCUCUAACGUUCACAUUCCCGACACUGUCGAUUGGAGGAAACAAGGACUGGUCACCCCAAUCAAAAACCAGCAACAAUGUGGCUCUUGCUGGGCAUUCUCUACCACCGGUUCUCUUGAAGGGCAGCACAAAAAGAAGACCGGAGAUUUGGUUUCCCUCAGUGAACAGAACCUUGUAGAUUGCUCUCAACCGCAAG
Parasteatoda tepidariorum (common house spider) is the source of this 431-nucleotide messenger RNA. NCBI's taxonomy places the organism in Eukaryota, Metazoa, Arthropoda, Arachnida, Araneae, Theridiidae. The record is from RefSeq and is a predicted model, not a curated record.